This is a messenger RNA of Nematostella vectensis (starlet sea anemone), 911 nucleotides long. RefSeq names its product probable thiopurine S-methyltransferase. Lineage: Eukaryota; Metazoa; Cnidaria; Anthozoa; Actiniaria; Edwardsiidae. The coding region runs from base 116 to 844 and encodes 242 amino acids. Gene Ontology annotation, molecular function: thiopurine S-methyltransferase activity. The transcript has a single exon. The record is from RefSeq and is a predicted model, not a curated record.
AACCGCAGGCUCGAAUAUAGUACGCCCGGUGUUUUUGCACGGAUCGCAGCAACCUCGCGACCGGGUCUUUAUUCCGGACAGAACUAGUUUAAAGUCUGAAAGAAUAGCAAAAAACAUGACGAGUCAAGAAUCUAUCCCGAAACAUGUAGCAGACGUGGACUAUUGGAUUUCACGAUGGGAAAAUAAUGAGACAUCAUGGCACAAAGACGCAAUCCAACCUUGCCUGCUCCAGCAUUUUGAUAAAUUGAUCCCAAACAAGAAAGGAUCACCGAAGCCUCGAGUCUUACUUCCCCUUUGCGGAAAAUCGCUCGAUCUUCUAUGGUUAGCUGACCAAGGAUGCCAAGUAGUUGGAGUAGAGGGAGCUUCUAAGCCCAUCGAAGAGUUUUAUCAGGAAAAUAAUCUCCCGUUUGACACUCAAACAGUACUCGACCCCAACACUGAGGCGAAGGUAAAAUGUUACUACGGUCGAGACCGUGACAUCAAGAUCUAUCAAGUUGAUUUAUUCGCCAUCUCCGCGUCUUUAAUUGGAGAAUUUGAUGCUAUUUGGGACCGAGGAUCUCUGAGUGCAAUAGGGCUCUACAUAGAUAACCGAGGUAGCCGCUAUGCUAAUCUACUCGUGUCUCUUCUCAAGCCGCAUGGCCGAUAUAUGAUAGAGAACCACCACUACAUUGAAGACCCCGGCCCACAUCGCGGGCCCCCUAGCGAUGUCCCAGAAAAAGUUUUGAGAGAACUUUACGGGGAAAUGUGCGAGAUUGAAAAUCUAGAAGUAGAUCUACCGGCAGCGCCAAGCCAAGACAAUCCUAGACCCUUCGUUACAGCAUAUUACGUAAUGCAUCGCAAGUAAUUUUUAAGUUUUAAAAUUGUUAUCACAGAGUUAGUUAACUGACAAAUGAAUGUCACUGUUAGCACGA